AUGAGCCACCCGCAACACUCGAACAGCGGCAACGACGACGCACCGGAGCUCUCCACGAGACUCCCUCCCGCACGGACAUCCGAGCGAGGAUCUGGAUCUGGCUUGACGCCGAUUCAGAGCCGUCCGCUCGACCACCUCCAGAGCCAUAUUCGACCAUCACCGCAGCUCAGGACACAGCUCUCACCCACCGCAUCCACAUCUACACCCCACUACAAUAUCGCUGCUGUUGCCGCGAAUCAGCACAUCCGCAGCCGACAGUCAUCCGUCUCAUCGACCAAUUCCUUGAACUGGGGAGACCACGCGACUGCGCCAGCAACAGCGUCGACAUCUAACAGCAACCCAUUCCUCGCCAGCACACGCUCGCGAACGCUCGCGUCCUCAGGCAGCCCUCGCCUUGCGGCCUCACUCACGAGCUUGUCGUCUGGAGGUGGCAGCACCGGCGGAGGGCCGACCAGAUUCCCGCGGCAUUCACCUGCCAUCUCACUCUCCACCAGCGUCGCCUCACCCGUAUCCUCACCACGCAGCGCUAGUGCAUCAUCUUCACAGAUCAGCAGUCUGCUCGUCACCCAACUGAACAUCCUCCUGAGUACGCUGAAGGACGACUCAGACCGAGGGAAGUGGACGGCGCAGGCGGACAAGGUUAGGAAACUGGUCGAUGACAGCGGCAUGGAUUCGAGCAUAUACCUCCGACGUCUGCUGCAAGGCAGCGCGUCGCAGAUCUUCCCCAAUGCGCGUGCUGCGCCAGCCGGACAGGACAAUGCCGGAAGCUACCAGCUGUUCAGUGAGGAGAUGAUGAAGAUAGCAAAGGAGCCACAGCAAGCCGAAAAAAUUGCACAGGCAUUGGACACGAACGAGGGCGAGCUGUUCCGAGACUUUGACUUACCACAACUCAUCAGCCACUUCAAGCUUGAUGCACUCAGUCAGAUAGCACUAGCACUUGCGUGCAGGACGGCUUUGAAGGCUGAUCUAAGGGCAAAAGCGGACAAACAUAUCGCGACCACCUGGCCGCUCUUCCUCCAAUACGUCUCGCAGCCACAGUCCGCCGAUCCCGAUUCCGACUAUUCACCUUUAGUACUGGCGACGAUUGUCGAGCGCACCGUCCUCGAGCCACCGGAGAAGUUGGAGGACGAGAAGCGCGACAAUCUCUUCCUCGCGAUCAAAUUACGUUACAUCAAUCACCUCCGUACACGAAUACCAGUCGCCGUCGAGUCGGCCAUGUUCCUCGAUGAGCUCUUCGCGUCUCAGGACUCGCGUCUGGCCAAAGUCGUGCAGAGAGCGGGACCACGCAGUACGAGCAGCAUUGAAAUGUGCAGAGACAUGCUGGCGGGCGUCGAGACGCGUGACAUAUCAUACAACCAGGUCGCGAGCGCCCUCCUGUUCAUGGUCAUCGUUCAGGGCGGAGACCUCUAUGAUGCUGGCAUCUUCGUGGAUGCACUGCGACUACACCGGGCAGGAGCCAAGAUCGACUGGACGGAUGUGGUGCAAGGUUUCGACAGAGAAAACCUGAGGGUCACGAAGAAGCAGUUCCUAGCGCUGUACAAUGCGCUGCUGCCGCUUGCAAAAGAGUACAGCAAUUUGGACAUCCAAUUGAUGUGGGGAGGCCAAUGGCAGUAUGAGGAAACACAACUGAGCUUCGUGGUCGCAUUCUUGGCCACUACACCGGAAGAGUUGGACGUUGGUCAGAUACCGAACCUCCGGCAGUGCUUCGAGCUCACCGAGUUUGCGACCGCAUCACAGAGCGUCAAGGACUUUGCAGAGCAGGCGCUCAGGCAUCCUCUGGUGUCGCGAGACGCUACGCAGGCGUUGUUCUCCAUGAUAUUCCGCUCGCAGGAAAGCUACAGCGUGGCUCAGAUGCUUGGCAUACCGGAUACCGUUAUCAACCAGAACAUGCCCGUGUUCGUCUGCGCAGCGUCGGCUAUCCCCAAACCAUGGGCACCCCUGCAGGACCAGGCGCUCAAGCAGCUCCUCUUUCCGUUCGUACUCAAGCGACAUGAGAACUACGACUUCGUGAUGCAUGCGCUAUGGCAGCACGACAAGACUUGGUUAGCUGGUAAACUGGUCGAGUUCUACGCGCAGGAGCUUAACUUGCUACGGCCGAUCUACGAGCACGCCCAAGAGCAUAGCUGGCUGGCCGAUCUUCUGACACUGCACAACCAUUUUGCCAUCGAUCUGGCUGCCUACGCGCACGGUAUGGGCCACUGUGAUUUGGAAGAGUGGGCGCAACAACUGAUCGCUGGCAUGAAUCCUCUGGAAUUCGUACGAGCCUUGUACAGCUUUCUCAAGAUGAAGAUGGACGAUGAAAACAACGUUCAGCGUGAGCACCUACAGCCUACGAUGACCUCGUUAACCAUCAAGACUGUGCACACACUGCUUUUGCUCAUCUCGGAGAAUGUGCCGGACGACACGAUCGGGACCUUGCUGAAACAGUGCCUUCAAACGUGGCCGCGACUGUUCAAUUAUGGCGAAGAUGAUGCGCGCAACGAGAUCAUUGAGACUCUGUGUCAGCAAGGUCACGCACUGCCCGAGAGCGCCACGAAGGAGAUGGAAGAUCGCUACAAGCUCAUGUACAGUGGGACUACUACUCCUGACGACGUCGUGACCGAGCUUAACAGACUCAAAACAUCAGAGGACCCAAACGAGCAAGACCUGUUUGCUGCUAUGCUGUUUGGGUUGUUCGAAGAGUACAGCUGUUUUGGGGAGUAUCCCAACGAGGCGCUAGCUGUUACCGCGGUCUUGUUUGGCGGUCUCAUCGCUCGGAAUGUGCUGUUCGGCAUCGCUGAGCAAGCUGCCAUCUUCAUGAUGGUAGAAGCAGCCUCAGAGUCUACCCAGGAGGACCCUAUGUACAAGUUCGGCUUGCAAGCACUGAUCCACUGCAUUCCGAGACUGAAAGAAUGGCCGCUACUCGCGGAACGGAUCUUUCACACUCCCAACCUCCGCAGCACACAAGUCUGGACCGCUGCUGAGGCAGUUGUCAAGAAGAUGCAGCACGAAAAUCUGGGCAUGAACGGCGAUGGCGCGAAUGGCAUCACUAAUGGAGUUGUCGAUGACGACUUCUCUGCAGAAGCUGCCAUACCUGCGUUCACGGCGAUUCAGGUCGACCCGCCGUUACGCGAGAGCUUCUACGAGGACCCGAACGAAGACAUCUCCGACAAGGUGACUUUCGUGCUCAACAACGUUUCCAAGCGCAACCUGGAAGAGAAGUUUAAGGAAAUCGAAUCAGCGCUCGAGGAUAAGUACCACUCGUGGUUCGCUCACUAUCUCGUGGAGGAGCUCGCGAAAUCGCAGCCCAACUUUCAGUCUUUAUAUCUCAGCGUGUUGGACAAAUUCAACCAGAAGCCACUGUGGGCGGAAGUCCUGCGAGAGACCUACAUGAGCUGUCAGAAGAUGAUCAACGCGCAGUCAACGAUGGACAACCAGCACGAGCGAGCGACCUUGAAGAAUCUUGCCGUGUGGCUGGGCUCAAUCACCUUGGCUCGGAACCAGCCGAUACUACACCGAAACCUAUCCUUCAAAGAGCUGCUGCUCGAAGGAUACGACACUCAGCGACAACUCGUCGCUAUCCCCUUUACCUGCAAGACCCUCGUCCAAGCGGCGCAUUCCAAGGUGUUUCGACCCCCUAAUCCAUGGAUUGUGGAGAUUCUCAGCAUACUUGCCGAACUUUACCACGCCACGGACCUCAAGCUUAAUUUGAAGUUCGAGAUCGAAAUGUUGUUCCGCGAGUUUCAGCUGGAGAUGAAUGAGAUUCCGAUGUCUGAGGCCAUCCGGUCUCGGCCUCUGCUCGAUUUAGCGAUGAUGAAUUACGUACCCGAUGGACCAGACGCCUUUGGUGACAUGGCACUCAUGGGCCUCUCCAAGCGUGGUCCCAACGAGCGCUUCUCGCCUGAUGCAGUAAUUCAAGCAGUCCCCGAUCUCGGCGGGAUGCUCCAGAUUCCUCAAGCUGUUGGAGCCAUCACUCAACAGCAGAUGCGCAGCAUAUUCGUUAACGCCGCGCAGCAAGCGAUCUAUGAAAUCAUUGCACCUGUCGUGGAACGCUCAGUCACGAUAGCUUCGAUCUCCACCUCAGAGCUGAUUCAGAAGGACUUCAACACCGAAGGUGACGUCGACAAGAUGCGGAAUUCUGCCCACACCAUGGUGAGGGCGCUCUCUGGCAGUUUGGCCUUGGUUACUUGCAAAGAACCACUCCGCAUGAGCAUCACAAAUAACAUCCGGCUUCUAGCGGCAAGGUCUCUGCCUGAGCAGCUGCCUGAAGGACAAAUCCUCAUGUUUGUGAACGACAACAUCGAUACUGUCUGCAGUCUAGUCGAGCGUGCGGCCGAGGAGCACUCGCUGGCUGAGAUCAAUCUCCAGCUCCAGCAAGCCUUUGAGGAUCGCAGACAGCACAACGAGCAGCGACCGAACGAGCCGUUCUCUCAGCAGUCUGUAAGUCGCUGGGCAACCCUCAUACCGGAUCCUUACCGACAGGACCAAAAUGGUCUCAAUCGCCAGCAAUUGGCUCUUUACGAGGAAUUUGGACGCGUCGCUAGAUUGACACCUGCGGUGCACGCCAACAGCAUCUCACAGGACAGUAGUCGCCAAUUGCCCGACGUGCUACCUGAGAACUAUCUGCCAAGCCUGCAGACCCCAGCAGAGGCUCCUGCAAUGCCACGACCAACACAGCAAAGAACCAUUGGUCCUGCCGUCAAUGGCUACAUGGACAAUCCCAACAUCGGCCAGCGCAUCAUGGAGCUCAUAGAAGAGCUGCAGCAGACUUCCAGAGAAGCUCCAGAGGAACACAUCAGCGAGAUUGGAGAAGGCGCGCCGAUCCGACGAGUGUAUGGGGAACUUGUCGGCCUCAUAGAACGAGCUCCUGGACUCGACGCUCUUGCCGUUAACUCUGGCAUGCAGUGCUUGAACGUGGUGUACAACACUGCACAAAAGCGGCUCGAGGUUGAAGUCUUCGUGCGCUUGCUUACACAAUUAUGCCGCAUGUCCACUGCAGCCGGCAGGAACAUAACCAUGCAGCUCGCCACCGCAGACAAUGAUCACAUGUACAACGCAGCAGCAACUGUCGCGCUGCACAAUGAGGGACUGUUGGAGCUGCAGCACAUCGACACUCAGAUUGCCAAGGGGAUCAAGUCUAAGAGACAUGUUGCUCUGCCAUUUUUGAAGGAAAUUGUGGAUGAGCUCCUGCUCGGGGACAACCCUAUGUCAUUCCGCACAGACUUCGUGCUUACUUAUGAAGCGCUGAGCAACUGGCUUCAUGAAGAGCCAGGUCUCGACCUUGGACGCGAAAUCAUGACCAAGCUUCAGCUUCCAGCCAACCAGGUCAAUGGGAUGCCAAGUCCAGAGUCCGACAGCAACAAGAUCGACCAACAUGAGUACAUCUUCGAAGAGUGGGUGCGCCUGCAGAGAAAGGAUCUGCCGGACCGCACCCACCUCGCUUUCAUGCAGCAGAUUCAUAAUCGAGGCGUGAUCGCGCACGAAGAGGAGGCCAUCAAAUUCUUCCGUGCCUGCUUGGACAUGUCGUGCGCUGAGUAUGACAGGAUCAGUGCCGUGCCAUACGCCACUUUGGACCAAGCUUACGUUCACAUCGAUGCGCUGGCCAAGCUGAUCGCUAUGAUGGUCAUCUUCCAGAGCACCAGCGACGGCGAGCCGCAAGCGAACAAGGCGAAGCCGUUCGCAGCUCUUAUUCGCCUGGUCAUCUUGAUCAUGAACGACCACCACAGGAGGUACCGUGAACGCUUCAAUGGCAGGGUCUACUUCCGGCUGUUCUCAACAUUCCUGUGCGAGGUUCAUGGAUAUCGCCAGCAGUUGACCAUCGAGCAGUCGCAGGCCAUCUUUGGCGAGUUCGCCAACGCGCUGCAAGUACUGCAGCCAAGAUACUUCCCAGGCUUUAUGCAUGGUUGGCUGUCGCUGCUCGGACACCGCUUGUUCCUCGGCCAUUUCCUGGACGGUCAAGGCCGUACCAACGGAGGAUGGGACACAUACACCAGACUUGUGCACAUCCUGCUGGUCAACCUUGGAGAUCUGCUGUCCAUGUCAGAUGUUCCGGCUGUCGUGCUGGAUUACUACAGAGGUGUGAUCCGCUUCUUCCUCAUGCUGCACCACGACUUCCCAGAAUUCUUGAUCGAGAACCACAUGCAAUUGGAUGCCAGUAUUCCCGUGCAAUGUGUGCAACUGCUCAACAUCGUCAACAGUGCAACACCGCGCACUGUUUACAACGAUCAGCCAGACCCAUUCACGCCAGGCCUCAAGAUCAACAGACUGGAACAAGUCCGUCAGGCACCAGCCGUACACUCCACCAUGAGCAACGUGCUGGAUGAAGCGGGCAUCAGAACAGCUAUCGACCGCAUCUGCGAAGGAGGCGAUAUCAGCGAGCAAGACUUCGGAACCAUCGUGUCUGCCGUUGACCGAUCAGACGGCCAGACGAGCGCCAUCCUCGUUAACGCGCUCGUUCUCUACGUCGGCGUCCACGCCACGUCCGCAUCCUCGGUCUUCUCCUCCGCAGCUGCACCAGCACGACUUCUCGAACGACUUCUACGUGAAUCUCGCGAGCAGGCUCGCUAUUACUUGAUCACCGCGAUGGCCAACCAGGUGAGGUACAUCAACGCCCACACACAUUACUUCUCCACAGCUUUACAGCACAUGUUCAGCAUCGGUUCCCCAGAACUCCAGGAGCAGAUCAUGCGCCUGCUGUGCGAGCGCGCCGUACCUCGACCACACCCCUGGGGCAUCAUUGUCAUGCUCCUCGAGAUGAUGAAGAACCAGACCUACGACCUCUGGAACCUGCCGUUCAUGAAGGCUGCGCCGCAGGUCGAGCACAUGCUUGUGGGACUUGCUCACAGGCAGGAUCAUGGAUGGAGUGGGGUGAUGUAG
Molecule: messenger RNA, 6855 nt
Organism: Fulvia fulva
Lineage: Eukaryota; Fungi; Ascomycota; Dothideomycetes; Mycosphaerellales; Mycosphaerellaceae
Product: General negative regulator of transcription subunit 1
Exons: 2
Coding region: 1-6855 (2284 amino acids)
Biological process (GO): nuclear-transcribed mRNA catabolic process, deadenylation-dependent decay
Cellular component (GO): CCR4-NOT core complex; P-body
Molecular function (GO): molecular adaptor activity
Source: RefSeq, a predicted model, not a curated record